Molecule: messenger RNA, 1089 nt
Organism: Orbilia oligospora ATCC 24927
Lineage: Eukaryota; Fungi; Ascomycota; Orbiliomycetes; Orbiliales; Orbiliaceae
Exons: 3
Coding region: 1-1089 (362 amino acids)
Biological process (GO): protein localization to phagophore assembly site; protein lipidation; autophagy of mitochondrion
Cellular component (GO): fungal-type vacuole membrane; extrinsic component of membrane; phagophore assembly site membrane
Molecular function (GO): protein binding; phosphatidylinositol-3-phosphate binding; phosphatidylinositol-3,5-bisphosphate binding
Source: RefSeq, a predicted model, not a curated record
AUGCUCUUUUCAACAUCUCUUAUUGCCGUUAUCCUCUCACCGCGCAGACUCCAGAUAACGAAUACGAGGCGUGAGUCUACUAUCUGUGAAUUGACGUUUCCUACGGCAGUGCUUGCGGUCAAGUUGAACCGCAAACGUCUAAUUGUUGUUUUGGAGGAUCAAAUAUACGUAUACGACAUCAGCAACAUGAAGCUUCUAACAACUAUCGAAACCUCACCGAAUCCUAAUGCUAUAUGCGCUCUAUCGCCUUCGUCCGAAAAAUGUUAUCUCGUUUACCCUCGGCCGGUUCCUACAUCGCCCUCGCCUUUUGCGCCGCCUAACAGCACGACAUCUACUACUGCUGUGGCAGGGGUAAGCGGUUCAGGAGAUGUGAUAGUAUACGAUUCUUCGACACUCAAGACGAUUGGCAUGAUAUCAGCUCACAAGUCGCCGAUAUCUGCCCUUGCCCUGAGUAGUGAUGGCAUGUACCUAGCAACUGCUUCGGAUACCGGGACUAUCAUAAGGGUAUUUUCUCUGCCACUAGGCACUAAAAUGUUCCAAUUUCGACGAGGUACAUAUCCCUCCAAGAUAUACAGCAUGGCGUUUAAUCUUGCAUCUACUAUGCUUUGUGUGUCUUCCGCCACCGAGACCGUCCACAUAUUUAGGUUAGUGGAUCCAAAUACCGCAAGUAGCGCCAUGGAUACUUCAGCCUCGCAAAUGCAUGCGGCAUCUGGUUUGCGGCCGAGGAGUGGGAGCUCCGGCGGGUCAAAUGGGUCGAAUACAGACCUCCCGGGGGCUCCUUUCGACGCUAAUGCGGACAACAAACGUCGGAGCACGUCCUUCGCAAGCCUCAUAAGGCGGUCAUCACAAUCAAUAGGGAAAUCGGUUGUCGGAGCUGUGGGCGGUUAUUUGCCUCAGGCGGUCACUGAGAUGUGGGAACCACAACGAGAUUUUGCAUUUGUACGGCUGCCGGCUGCCACAAAGAGCGUCGUCGCGCUCAGCAGCAACAGUCCUCAAAUCAUGGUCGUUACGUCAGACGGGUUUUUUUAUUUAUAUAAUGUCGACAUGGAGAAUGGUGGCGAGUGCAUUUUGACGAAGAAGUACUCGUAA